This is a messenger RNA of Hevea brasiliensis (rubber tree), 7233 nucleotides long. Its product is annotated as E3 ubiquitin-protein ligase PRT6. Lineage: Eukaryota; Viridiplantae; Streptophyta; Magnoliopsida; Malpighiales; Euphorbiaceae. The record is from RefSeq and is a predicted model, not a curated record. Gene Ontology annotation, cellular component: cytoplasm; ubiquitin ligase complex. The transcript has 18 exons. Gene Ontology annotation, molecular function: ubiquitin protein ligase activity; zinc ion binding. The coding region runs from base 355 to 6552 and encodes 2065 amino acids. Gene Ontology annotation, biological process: protein ubiquitination; ubiquitin-dependent protein catabolic process via the N-end rule pathway.
CAAAAAUAUAAGAGGAAUCAAAUGGCACAGUAAUGAAAGAGAGAGUGACAAAAUCCAAAACAAGAAUACAACCGAUACUGAAAAAGGCGCUCAUACACGCAAUUACUUGCUUUAUCCACGCUGAUUCUUCCAGUUAAUAGGCGAAUCGUCUCGGACUGUGAAAACUCAUACAUAUCAGAGAUGGGGGGCGGUGGUGUUCAUAAUUUUGGUUUUAGUUGUGGCAGAUAAAAAUAAAUUGAAAGAAAAUUCAAAAUCCCUUGCUACAACCGUUUAGGACUUGCAAUCCUGGGGGGAUUUCGGUGAUUUUUGCGGUUCUGUUGUUCAGACUGGGUGUUGCGUAUUUGACGUCUUGGCAUGGAUAAUAUGGAUAUCGAUUCGCCUGCUGAACCUAAACCUCUCAAGCGCCGUGAUCGAGUCCUUCGUAGGCUGGCUCAACUUGGUGUUCCUCGGGAGUAUCUCGAAAGGCAAUGUCCUGGUAUAGUUGCUUUUGUCAUGGAUAAUCCAACCUGGAUACCUGAUUUAGUGUCUGCUAUUUUACCUUCUGAUGAGGAUGUAGCAGAGAAUCUCCUGGAAACUAAGGCACGAUCAAAAAAGGUUCUCAACCCAACAAUGAAACAACAUUUCAGGGAGUGCAUGUUUUGGUUACAGUGGAUGAUGUUUCUGUGUGAACCAGCCAUUGCUCUGAAAAACCUUUCCAAAAUUAGUAUUGGCCGUGGUGUUUGUGGCGCAGUUUGGGGAAAAAAUGAUAUUGCAUAUCGGUGUCGAGCAUGUGCCCAAGACCCAACAUGUGCCAUUUGUGUUCCUUGCUUUCAGAAUGGAAACCACAAGGACCAUGAUUAUUCUAUUAUUUACACAGGCCAAGGAUGUUGUGAUUGUGGGGAUGUCACAGCAUGGAAACAGGAGGGCUUCUGCUCAAAACACAAAGGUGCUGAAAAGAUACAGCCCCUUCCAGAGGAGUUUGCAAACUCUGUAGGGCCUGUGCUUGAUUCUUUGUUCAUUUGUUGGAAAAAUAAGCUUGUGUCUGCUGAAACCAUCUGCAAGGAAAAACCUAGAACAAAUGACAAUAUUUUUGUGCUCAAGAAGGUAGCAAAUGAACUAACAUAUGUGGUGGUUGAGAUGUUGCUUGAGUUCUGCAAGCAAAGUGAGAGUUUGCUUAGUUUUGUUUCUAGGAGGGUAAUCUCAUUGGUUGGUUUAUUAGAGAUUCUGGUAAGGUCAGAGAGGUUCUUGAGUGAAGGUGUUGCAAGGAAACUUAAUGAGCUGCUUCUGAAGUUAUUGGGAGAACCUAUCUUCAAGUAUGAGUUUGGGAAAGUAUUUUUAAGUUAUUACCCAUUAGUUGUACACGAAGUCAUAAAAGAAGGCACUAAUGAUACUCUCAAGAAAUAUCCGCUGCUACCUACAUUCUCUGUGCAGAUCUUUACAGUGCCCACUCUAACCCCACGACUGGUGAAGGAGAUGAACCUACUGGCCAUGCUUUUGAGAUGCUUAGGAGAUAUAUUCAUCCACUGUGCAGGAGAAGAUGGGCGUUUACAGGUUACCAAGUGGGGAGCUUUGCGUGAGACCACUAGUCGUGUGGUUAAAGAUAUUCAAUUUGUUAUGAGCUAUGGCAUUGUGCCCAAAUUUGUGAUUAAUGACCAGCGAGAUAUCUUGAGAACUUGGGUGAGACUUCUGUCUUUUUUGCAAGGAAUGAGUCCCCUAAAGAGAGAAAAUGGCCAACCUCCCGAGGAGGAAAAUGAUAAUAUAAAUUUGCCUUUUGUUUUAGACCACUCUAUUGCCAACAUUCGUUCUCUUUUGGUGGAUGGAGCAUUUUUUAUUAAUGAAGAGAUGGAUAUUUUUUCUGACAUGAGUAAACAAAAUAUGGAUGAGGAAGAUAGCACGAGACUUGCAAAAGUAGGACAGUUAUCUAAGGAAAGUUCAGUAUGUGGUGUUUCAGGGAGGAAUAGUUCAGUUGUUUCUGCAAUGCAGGUUGCUAAAGUUAAAUCGGAUUCCGUUGCUUGUUCUUCAAUUCCUUCAUCUGUAACAUGGCUAAUAUAUGAUUGCUUGAGAGCCAUUGACAAUUGGUUAGGAGCUAAUCAUACAUAUGGGGCUGUAUCAUCUUCAAAUACUGGCAGCAGUUCCAAUAGCAACUUUUUAGCAUUGAAGAAAACUUUGUCUAAGAUUAGUAAGGGCAAAUAUGUUUUUGGGGGAUUUACCUGUUCAAAUGAAGAUCAUAGUAGGCAGGGUUUGCCACCAGGAUAUAUUGGAUUCUGCAAGAAUAUGGGCUCAGGAAAUAUUAAAAAUACAGGAUAUGACUUUGAAACAGUUGAUUCUGUCGACAAUGAUACUGCUACUUCUGAUGAAAGUUUGAUGGAAGCAGACACUUCCUUAGAAGAAGACGCCUUGCAUAUUUUGAGUUCGUCUGAUUGGCCAAAUAUAAUUUAUGACAUUAGUUCACAGGAUGUAUCUGUUCACAUUCCCUUACAUCGAUUACUUUCCUUGCUUUUACAGAAGGCAUUAAGAUGGUGUUAUGGUGAAUCUGAGGUGCUUAGUACAUCUAGUGCAAGCAUUUUGACCUCAUCAUGUUCAAUUUAUGAUGAUGAUUUCUUUGGACAUGUCCUUAGUGGAUGUCACCCUUAUGGGUUUUCUGCAUUUGUCAUGGAGCAUCCUUUGCACAAUAGGGUGUUCUGUGCCCAGGUUCAUGCUGGAAUGUGGAGGAAGAAUGGUGAUGCUGCCAUUUUAUCUUCUGAUUGGUAUCGCUCAGUUCAGUGGUCUGAACAAGGCUUAGAACUUGAUCUUUUUCUCAUGCAGUGCUGUGCUGCUUUGGCGCCUGCUGACCUUUAUGUCAAUAGAAUUAUAGAAUGCUUUGGGUUAUCAGAUUACCAUUCUUUGACCCCUGAGAGAUCCAGCGAGUAUGAACCAGUUUUGUUGCAGGAAAUGUUCAUGCUUAUUAUACAAAUCGUCCAAGAAAGGCGAUUUUCUGGGCUUACUCCUGCUGAAAAUUUGAAAAGAGAGUUGGUUCAUAAGUUAGCCAUUGGAGAUGCUACUCGUAGUGAAUUGGUGAAGUUUUUGCCUUGUGAUCUUUCAAAGUGUGAGCAACUUCAGGAAAUUUUAGAUUCAGUCGCUGUAUAUUCUAAUCCAUCUGGCUUCAAUCAGGGGUUGUAUUCUUUGCGCUGGACAUAUUGGAAAGAGCUGGAUCUGUAUCAUCCUCGGUGGAACUCAAGGGAUUUGCAAGUUGCAGAAGAAAGAUACAUGCGCUAUUGUGGUGUCUCAGCAUUGACCACUCAGCUGCCUAGAUGGACAAGGAUUCACCCUCCUCUCAAGGGUGUAGCUAGAAUAGCCACUUGUAAAGUGGUCCUAAAAAUUAUCCGUGCUGUUAUAUUUUAUGCUGUUUUCUAUGAUAAGUUGGCUGAAACACGUGCACCUGAUGAUGUUCUUAUAAUGGCAUUGCACAUGCUGUCAUUGGGUUUAGACAUUUGUUUUCAGCAGAGAGAACCUGGGGACAUGUCAUUUUUCAACAGAGAUUCCAUUACCAUGCUUGCUUUUGCUUGUGAAGAAAUUCAUGACAGAUUAAAUUAUGGUUCUGGUGAACAGAGCUUGCUGUCACUUCUUGUCUUAUUGAUGAGGAUGCACCAGAGAAAGAAUGUCGACAACUUUUUGGAAGCAGACUCUUGUAAUUUUUCUUCUUUGAUUGAAAGCUUAUUGAAGAGGUUUGCAGAGGUAGAUUCAGGAUGCAUGGCUGAACUGCAACAACUCGCACCUGAAGUGGUCAUUCAUUUAUCACAAUCACUUGCAAGUAGUGUUGUGCACAAUAUGGGAUCAGCUUCUGAUAGUGAGAAGCGCAAGGCGAAAGCCCGAGAGAGACAGGCUGCUAUGUUGGCAAAAAUGAAAGCUGAGCAGUCCAAGUUUUUGUCAAGCAUUAAUUCCGCUGUUGAUGAUGAUUCGAAAUGUGGAUUAGAUGAAACCAACAGGGAUAAAGAACAGGAUUUAGAAGAAUUUGCACAAGAUGUUUGUUCCCUUUGCCAUGAUCCUAAUUCCAAAAAUCCUGUAUCCUUCGUGAUUCUUCUUCAGAAAUCGAAGCUUUUGAGCUUAAUUGACAGACGUCCCCCAUCCUGGGAUCAAGUUCAGCAGUUGGACAAGGAACAAGCCUUUAUAAAUACAAAGAAAGUGACUGAUCAAGCUGGAACAAACACUUCUUCAAGUGGUACAGUAGUGAUUUCAUCUAAUCAAUUCGCACGGUUGGUUGAAAAUGCAAUUAAUGAGUUUGCUGAUUAUGCUCAACCUGGGGAAACAAGUAAUUUUCUAGAAUCUGUCGAAACUCAGUUUCCAUCAUUGAGGAAUGCUCAAGCGCCUAGCUCAUUGAAGAAUGGAAUUGAUAGAACUGCAUAUACCUUAGAGAUACUAGAACAAGAUAUGUACAUAGCCAUUCGGAAAGAGAUGAAUGAUAAUAUUCUAUUUUGUGAUUCUGGAGUCAAGAAUGCAGAAUUUUCAGCAGAUGAAGGUGGCCUUAAAAGCAGCAGCAGUUCUGGUUCUGUAUUGCUUGGAAAAUACUUAGCUGCUUUUUCAAGAGAGAGGACAGAGCACCCUUCAUCUUCUGAAGAUACUUUUGAUGACAUUGCAAGGAUGGAUUCCACUUCACAGGUUUCCACAUGUGAUGGAUUUGGCCCAGCUGAUUGUGAUGGGGUUUACUUGUCUUCCUGUGGACAUACUGUGCAUCAGGGCUGCCUUGAUCGAUAUUUAUCUUCAUUGAAGGAAAGAUAUGUAAGAAGAAUUGUUUUUGAAGGAGGGCAUAUUGUUGACCCAGAUCAGGGUGAAUUUCUCUGCCCUGUGUGUCGUCGGCUAGCCAAUUCUGUCUUGCCUAUGUUGCCUGGGGAUUUCCAGAGGUUUUGGAUGGAGCCUAAGAUAUCGACUGUUGCUUCAACAAGUGCUGCAGGACAUUUAUCUACAUCAAUUGAGGAAAGUAAAUUGCUUUGGCUGCAAAAAGCCUUAACUCUCUUGCAGUCUGCUGCAAACUUUGUUGAAAAGGAAGAUAUUUGGAAGAUCUUUCCCCUGCAAAGAAAUGAAAGAAUGAAGCAAAAUCUUGAUUCAAUCUCUCAUGUGCUCUUUAAAAUGUACUUUCCAAGCACACAGGAUAAGUUCUCAAGAUCCAUGAAGGCAAACUAUUGCAUGAUUAUGUGGGAUACACUUAAAUAUUCCCUUAAAUCUAUGGAGAUUGCUGCUCGUUGUGGCAGGACUUAUAUGACUCCAACUUAUGGUCUUGAUGGCUUGUAUAAGGAACUUAAAUCUUCUGGUGGAUUUAUCCUAUCAUUGUUGCUAAAGAUUGUGCAUAGUUUGAUGAGUAAGAAUUCUCUUCAUGUGCUUCAUAGAUUUAGAGGUAUUCAGCUCUUUGCAGAGUCCAUUUGUUCAGGAGUCUCAAUGGACCGUGCCAACAGUGCUUAUGGAUGUGAAGGUGAUAUGUCAUCCAUUUUGAAACAUGUUGAAAAGGAAGUACCAUAUGCUGGCAUGCAAUUUUGGAAGCAAGCGUCUGAUCCCAUCCUUACUCAUGAUGCUUUUUCAUCGUUGAUGUGGAUUCUCUUCUGUCUUCCACACCCAUUUUUAUCAUGCGAGGAAUCUUUGUUAUCCCUUGUGCAUACCUUCUAUAUAGUCUCUAUAACUCAGGCCAUACUUACUUCUUGUGGGCAGAAGAAAUAUACAAGGGAACCAGGUUUUCAUGAUUGCCUGAUUACUGACAUCUCCAAAGUUUUAGAAGAAUCUGGAUGGAUCCAGCAGUAUUUUGUUUCAAAGAAUAUGGAUACUUAUUCCAAUACCAUGGAUGUAAUUCGUAGAUUGAGCUUCCCUUACUUGAGGAGGUGUGUGUUGCUCUGGGAAUUAUUAAGCACUUCUUUCUCAGAACCCUUCUGUAAUAGGGAUCAUGUGCUACAUGCCAUUGAUGAUGACACAAUGGACUACAUGAAUGGUGGUAUAGUUGAGCUCAAUGAAGUUCAGAAACUAGAAAAGAUUUUCAAGAUUCCACCACUGGAUGUUGUUGUCAAGGACCAAGGAAUACGAUCUUUAGUUAUGAAAUGGUUACAUCACUUUCACAAGGAAUACGAAGUCUUUGUUUUUCAGUCCGUUUUGCAUUCCACACCUGCGGUUCCAUUCAAAUUGAUGCAGCUCCCUCAUCUAUACCAGGAUCUACUCGAGAGGUAUAUAAAACAACGUUGUGCUGACUGCAAGAGUGCGAUUGAUGAACCUGCUCUAUGCCUGUUAUGUGGUAGAUUAUGCUCCCCGAUCUGGAAGCCGUGCUGCAGGGAAAGCGGAUGCGAACCUCAUGCAGUGGCUUGUGGUGCUGGGAUAGGUGUAUUUUUGUUGAUCAAGAGAACUACAAUUUUGCUACAAAGAUGUGCACGUUUGGCUCUAUGGCCAUCUCCUUACUUGGAUGCAUUUGGUGAAGAGGAUAUCGAAAUGCAACGAGGAAAGCCACUGUAUCUGAAUGAGGAGCGUUAUGCUGCUCUAAUAUACAUGGUUGCUUCUCACGGCCUUGAUCGAAGUUCUGAAGUCCUUGGACAAACUACCUUUGGAUCUAUAUUCUCAGUCUAGUUUGGAAGGUGUUCUUCAUUUUUAGUUGGGUGUGGGGCAUUGGACUUUGGACUCCUGAACUAUGUUUUGGCUCCAUCACUGCUGGCUUCACUGUAGGGCACUCCUAAUUGAACUAUACGGAUGUCACCUCCCUGCAUUUGGUUGGGUAGGAAAAAGAAAGAGUCUUAGCCUAAUAUCUUUACAUGAUGGAAUUUUUGCGGGCGUUUUGGAGUCUUCUCUCCAUGAGUUAGAAAGGCCUGGUCUCAUGGUUUUGUCUGGUGUGCAAUGGUUGUAAAGUUCCUAUUGCAUUGGAAGCCCCAUUUGCAAUCAUGUUUCACUAAAUAAGCGAUGUCCUUCAUGCAACAAUCACAUCUGUAUACGAUGACCAGCUGCUUGAACUGUACAGCUUUUUGUUCUUUUCUAAAUCAAGUAGCAGAUAAAAAGCCAGUAUUUCCCUAUGUCCUCAUUUUCUCUAAUGGUUUUUUCUGUCCUUCCGUGUCUGUUUUCAUUGUGAUCCUUUCUGGGAUGGGAUUUUCAGCUGGCAAAGUUUGGGUGAGUCGUGCGUGAGGAAACUGGUGGAUGACAUUUUGUAAAUGUUGUAUAUAGUUCAUCUUUAUCAUUCUAGCGAACAGCUUGUUUUUUUAUUUUAUUUUAUUUUAUUUUUAUUUUUUAAAUGAUAAGGUAGCUCAAAAUUUUAAUUGA